Molecule: messenger RNA, 1239 nt
Organism: Canis lupus familiaris (dog)
Lineage: Eukaryota; Metazoa; Chordata; Mammalia; Carnivora; Canidae
Product: PHD finger protein 20-like
Exons: 8
Biological process (GO): regulation of transcription by RNA polymerase II
Cellular component (GO): MLL1 complex; NSL complex
Source: RefSeq, a predicted model, not a curated record
AUGGCCGAUCUCAAGCUUCUGGGCUUCACUAUAGCUGUGGAUUCAAACUCUCAAACUUUGCAACCAAUAACACUGGAGUUGAGAAGGCGGAAAAUAUCAAAAGGAAGUGAAGUCCCAUUAAAACGUCCCCGGCUUGACAAAAAUUCAUCCCAGGAAAAGUCAAAAACCUAUUCGGAAAACACUGACAAAGACUUAACAAGGAGACGGUCCUCCAGGCUGUCCACUAAUGGGACGCACGAGAUCCUAGAUCCUGACUUGGUUGUAUCAGAUUUGGUUGAUACAGUUAAUACUGACCCUUUGCAAAACACAUCAUCCAGUACCAAGGAAUCUGAAGAAGGUCAGUUGAAAUCUCCUUUGGAAGCUGGCCAGGUCUCAUCUGCAUUGACUUGCCACUCCUUUGGUGAUGGAUUGGGGGCUGCAGGCUUGGAGUUGAACUGCAAGUCAAUGGGAGAAAACAGUAUGAAGACAGAACCGACUUCUCCUCUUGCUGAGUUACAAGAGAUUUCUACUGUGGCAGUAACAAAUACUUUUAAGAAAACAGAUGAUUUUGUGACAUGUAAAGCACCAGCUGUUGACCUAGAUCACAAGUUCAGGUGCAAGGUUGUGGAUUGUUUAAAAUUUUUCCGCAAGGCCAAACUGUUGCACUAUCACAUGAAGUAUUUCCACGGGAUGGAGAAGUCACCAGAGCCAGAGGAGAGUCCAGGAAAGAAGCAUGUCCAAACGAGAGGCUCUUCAGCUUCAGACAAGGCCAACCAGGAGAGCUUGACCAGGAAGCGGGUCUCUGCCAGUUCUCCAACUGCAAAAGAUAAGGAAAAGAAUAAAGAGAAGAAAUUCAAAGAAUUUGUGAGAGUGAAGCCAAAGAAAAAAAAGAAAAAGAAAAAGAAAACCAAACCUGAAUGCCCUUGCAGUGAGGAGAUCAGUGAUACCUCCCAGGAACCUUCUCCACCCAAGGCAUUUGCUGUCAACAGGUGUGGGUCCUCACAUAAGUCUGGGGUCCAUAUGAGCCCACAGCUCCAUGGCUCAGAAUCUGGAAACCAUAAAGGGAAAGUGAAAGUAUCUGAGGAGGAUAAUCUGAGUGAGUCUUCUUCUGAGAGCUUUCUUUGGAGCGACGAAGAGUAUAGUCAAGAUGUUGAUGUGACCACCAACCCAGACGAGGAGCUCGAUGGGGAUGACCGCUAUGAUUUUGAAGUGGUCCGCUGCAUCUGUGAGGUUCAGGAGGAAAAUGACUUCAUGAUUCAG